GGAGCCCGUGAGCCGCCUGGCCCCGGCGGAAAGUUUUCCCUGACGGAGUUUUGGCGGCGGCGGCGGCGGCCCGAGCGGCCAUGGACGCACUCAAGUCCGCCGGGCGGGCGCUGAUCAGGAGCCCCAGCAUCGCCAAGCAGAGCUGGGGGGGUGGCGGCCGGCACCGGAAGCUGCCCGAGAACUGGACAGACACUCGGGAGACACUGCUCGAGGGCAUGCUCUUCAGCCUCAAGUACCUGGGCAUGACGCUGGUGGAGCAGCCCAAGGGUGAGGAGCUGUCGGCCGCCGCCGUCAAGAGGAUCGUGGCCACGGCCAAGGCCAGUGGGAAGAAGCUGCAGAAGGUGACUCUCAAGGUGUCGCCACGGGGGAUCAUCCUGACCGACAACAUCACCAACCAGCUCAUUGAGAACGUGUCCAUUUACAGAAUCUCCUACUGCACAGCAGACAAGAUGCAUGACAAAGUGUUUGCGUACAUCGCACAGAGCCAGCACAACGAGAACCUGGAGUGCCACGCUUUCCUCUGCACCAAGCGGAAGAUGGCCCAGGCUGUCACCCUCACAGUAGCCCAGGCCUUCAAAGUCGCCUUUGAGUUUUGGCAGGUAUCCAGGGAAGAGAAGGAGAAGAGGGAGAAAACCAGCCAAGACGGAGGGGACGUCCUGGGUGGGGGCCGCCGAGACAGCACCCCUUCGCUGAAGAGCCUGGUCGCCACUGGGAACCUGCUGGACUUGGAGGAGACAGCCAAGGCCCCGCUGUCCCCGGUCAGCGCUAACACCACUAACAUGGACGAGGCACUGCGACCUCAAGCCUUAAACAGCAACAGCGUUGUCUGGGAGCUGGAUGAUGGCCUGGAUGAAGCAUUUUCAAGGCUUGCCCAAUCUCGGACGAACCCUCAGGUCCUGGACACUGGACUGACAGCACAGGACAUUCAUUACGCCCAGUGCCUCUCGCCUGUCGACUGGGACAAGCCUGACAGCAGUGGCGCCGAGCCAGACGACCUCUUCAACUUCUGAGGCCUGGGGCUGACAGGACACGUGACAAACCAAAGCCACCCACAUCGGGGGCGGGGGCCAGCUCCAGGACCCCAGCCACUGUCCGUCUGCAGAUCAGAGCUGCAGCCGGUCAAGCAGAGGGAAGGAGAGAUUCUUUUUUAACCCCGUUCUUUCUCUAAGAACUGAAAGAUACCUUGAAUAUUUA
Kogia breviceps (pygmy sperm whale) is the source of this 1194-nucleotide messenger RNA. It is a transcript of the gene LDLRAP1, whose product is annotated as low density lipoprotein receptor adaptor protein 1. The record is from RefSeq and is a predicted model, not a curated record. Lineage: Eukaryota; Metazoa; Chordata; Mammalia; Artiodactyla; Physeteridae.